Messenger RNA from Etheostoma cragini (Arkansas darter), 1499 nucleotides. RefSeq names its product family with sequence similarity 43 member B (gene fam43b). The coding region runs from base 219 to 1196 and encodes 325 amino acids. NCBI's taxonomy places the organism in Eukaryota, Metazoa, Chordata, Actinopteri, Perciformes, Percidae. The transcript has a single exon. The record is from RefSeq and is a predicted model, not a curated record.
CGAGGAGGAGGAGGAGGAGGAGAAAGGAGGAGCGAGUGAGCGGGGGAACAGACUGGCUGAAGCUUGCAGCUCUCAGUCUCUCCUCUGUGCUUAGUGAAGCAGCUUCGUUUUGCUCUCCCUCUUACACAACCCUGCCUCUCCUACUCUUUUGCCUGAGCUGACAAGAGCAAACGCAGCAGCCAAAACAGGGGCUCACUCGCUCCAACUCUCCGUGUGCCAUGCUGCCCUGGAGGAGGAAUAAGUUUGUUCUGGUGGAGGAUGAGGCCAAGUCUAAACCCAAGAGCCUGGGGACAGGGCUGACCUACCAAUCCAUCCUCUCCUCUCUUCUUCGCUCCUGUCCGGACUUGCUGCCCGAGUGCCCCUUCGACUGGGUGGGCAGCAUCUUCCACACCAAACGGCAAAAGGUGGAACUGAACAAAGAGGAGCCUGUUUACAACGUGCGCUACCUGGGGAGUGUGGUUACCAUCACGGCAAAGGGAGAUGGCUGCACCCAGGAGGCGGUGGCCAAGAUCUGGGCUAGGAGCAACUACGGGGAGCAGAGUGUCAAGAUGAGGCUAACCGUGGGGCCGCAGGGCAUCAGGAUGAGCGCUGACAAAUCUGGGAAAAAGAAACCCAUCCAUCUUUACUCACUGAACAGAAUCACGUACUGCGGGGCUGACCCGUGUCGGCCCAAGAUUCUGGCUUGGAUCUACAGGCACCAGGUCAAGAACAUGGCCGUGGUGCUCCGGUGCCACGCAGUCCUGGUUAGCAAGUCGGAGAAGGCCCAGGCCAUCGGUCGCAGCCUCUACCAGAACGCCACCUCCGCAUUCAGCGAGUUCAAGCGGCUGAAGCGUCAGAGCGAUUUCCGGCACUGCCAGCAGCAGUUACUGGGGGACGAGGCGGUACCCCUGAUGCCACUGAGGAGGCUGCUGAACGGGCAGUGCCAUUACAGACCGCCGGCCGGCAACCCUGGUAGCGCCACCCGCCUCUGCUCCAUCACAGAGGAAGAAGAGGAGGAGGCGGACAUGGAAAAUGAGAGGCAAGAGAUGGAGGAACCAGAUGAGCAGAAGAAGCAGGUUUUUACAACAAAAACAGACCCGACUCAGUUAUUAUCAGAGCUGGACAUUGGGGAUAUUGCCAGACUGGAGCAGUGCCAAAUCAACUUUGUCAGUGACAGCAACAACAACACGUUUACAUUCAUAACCUCUCUGGUGUGACAGUUCAAAGAAUUCUGCAACACUACAGUAACACAUUCCUCUCUUGGCCCUUCUCUGGUACCCCCACUCAGGCUCCCUCCUUCCCCGUUCCAUGUAAUGUGAAGUGUUUACUAGAAACUUCUCCUACUACCGGGUGGUGGAGAAAAGGAAGAGGAUCUUUCUGCGGGAGCACUUCCCAUGCUGGUCAGAUGGCUCAGAUGCUGGUUUUAACGAUAGCAGUUUGGGAAACUGCGUGUUUACAAAGACGGCCGGGGAUGCACAGACUGACGAUAGCACAAUGACAAAUUAGGACAAUGGUUUCAG